Molecule: messenger RNA, 2246 nt
Organism: Carassius auratus (goldfish)
Lineage: Eukaryota; Metazoa; Chordata; Actinopteri; Cypriniformes; Cyprinidae
Gene: rilpl2
Product: Rab interacting lysosomal protein-like 2
Exons: 4
Coding region: 147-737 (196 amino acids)
Biological process (GO): cilium assembly
Cellular component (GO): cytoplasm; ciliary basal body
Molecular function (GO): dynein light intermediate chain binding; small GTPase binding; protein dimerization activity
Source: RefSeq, a predicted model, not a curated record
ACAGUAAAGUUGAGGAUCCAGUUUGGAAGAGGAAGUUGUCAUGUAAUUUGUGAAUGCAUUGGAACGGUGAACUGGAAAUCACCAUAUCUUGGAAAUAUAACUAUUUUUUUUUUAAACAGUGUUAACAUAGUUCGUCUUGGAUCAGAAUGGAAGCACGGCACGACAGUUCACCCAUGCAGGCUUUCGAUAAGGACGUUUUGGAAAUGACAGUUGAAGAUGUUUAUGACAUUUCUUACGUGAUCGGCAGAGAUUUAUUAAAAGUCAACACAGGUAGCCGGGAAUUCUCAGAUUUACAGUUCAAAAUCAUCCGUGUGCUGGAGAUGUUUGAGACCAUGGUAAAUAAGUACAACCUGUCGCUGGAGCAGCUGAGGAUGGAGCUGGACAAUAUGAAGGGAGAAAUGGAAAGAGUUGUAGCAGAAGAUUCAAGCGGUAAUGUUAACAAUCAGACUGUUGGUCCAAACAAACUAGUUGUGGAUUUACAAGACCCAAACCGACCACGAUUCACCAUGCAGGAGUUAAAGGAGGUUCUGCAGGAGAGAAACAAACUUAAAGCCCAGCUGUUGGUGGCCCAAGAGGAACUACAACUCUACAAGAGUGGAGUCUUGGGCUCUAAACAGAAGAUGGUGGAAGUAAACCUGGAGACCCUUCCUCAGUCAGAACCUGCACCCUCCACCAUUAUAGAGGAGCCCAAAGAGAAGAGCACCAUUCAGAAACUGUUCUCAUUUCGACAAAAAUAGUUACCAGAAUUUUGCACAAACUAAACACAUUAGAGACAAGCAACCCUUCCAACAGGAUGAGGACAGAUGCGAAGAAGUGAUGUUUUUAAUACUUCCUAUUUCUGGCUGGAAAUCCUUCGUCUUGCUCCUACUCAGUGUUUUUAAUUGUGUACAUUUUUAACUCUAUGAUUGUGACAGUUCUCACUUUGUUCAUCACUGAGUGUGAAUUCAAACAUGAAUGACAAGAUAUGCCCCAAAAUGUCCCUCUAAACACCUCCCUUAGCUAAUAUACAUUUGCAGACUAUUUGAAACACUAGAUUUUCAUUAAUAUUAUUUAACAUUAAUAUGUGACAUUACUAGAAUCAAAUUUAUAUCAGUCAUUUUAUGAAUAGCACAAUGGCACAUUUAUGGACUGUUUUUGUGUCAGUACUCAAUCAAAUUAGCUUAAACAUUGAUUUGAUGUUUAUAUGCCUCUAAGACCUUAUUUAUGAGCUUACGGAAUUAGAAAACAUCUUCAGACUGUGUCUGUUGCAAGUAUUUACAAGCUUUAGGACAGAAACUAUCCAAAUGAUUAUGCACUUUCUAGUCUUAAUUUAAAUUUGUCUUAAUAGUCUAGAAUUUAAGCAUUGGAACACUUGAAAUUUUAAGGUUCAAAUUGAGGUACUUCAACUAAACAAAAAGGCUGCUGUAUGAGGUAAUGUGUAGUGCACUAAAUCUCAUUAAGGUACAUGAAGGGGUAAAAUGUGGGCCAUAUGUCAAGAUUCACUUUUAUUGUCUUGCAGAAUUCACUGUAAUUUAAUAGACUGGAUGAAUUUUAUGACAGAAGAAUCAAAGUGUUUUGCGAUAAGAAGGUAUUAUGAAAUGCUGUUCUGAGUACAUUUUUUUUUGUACAUAGAUUACUGGAUUUAACAUGAGAUUGAAUCAUUUAAACUAUUAAUUUCCCUAGUUUUAUUUUCCAAUCUAACUUAUGAUCUUAUGUCUGUUGUUAUUUUUUGCCUUAUUUGUGUGUAUUGGAUGUUCCCCAUGUCCUAUAUUUCUAGUAUCCUUUAUAUAUAUAAAAAAAAUUUUAAAAACAUUGUUUGAAAAAAUAAAUACCUUUGUCACAGAGUUGUUUUGGUUUGUUUUUUGGUAUAACGGCUCCCUGAAUUACACUUUAACAAUCGGUAAUCUUGAUUCAUUUAAUUGUUUACAGGACCCAGUUUUCUAGUGUCUUGGUACUAUGUUAUGGGGGUUCCUAACACGUUACUUGCAGCCAGAUGCAGUAAAAAAGAUAAAAAUAAGCAAGUGUAUCACUUAGUCUUAGAUUCUUCUGAUUGUAAUUACAGUCUUAGUCACGUUUUAAUGGUAUAACAUUUGACAUGUCAUGCUUUGAAGAUUUAUUUCAAUCAAAUGUAUUUAUUAAAGAAACUGUAUAAAAACAACCAUUAUGUAGAGUUUUGUGCAGCUGAAAUUUUUUUGCACAACAUUUUAAAGCAUUAAUAAAAGCAUAUGGUUUAUAUUCUGUGCUUCUUUAAUGUUGUAAAUCCUUAU